AUGCGUGAGCACCGCGGGACAGGAGCCCAAGCAGCGACUGCAAGGGUGGUGGCGCGGAAACUGUCAACUCCCAUCGUCGACCUGCCAGCCUGGGCCCGGUCGGGGUGGAGUUGGGGGCGGGUGGUCGCCGCGAGGGUCCAGAGGGGCAGGGAGGAGCUCCCGCCAGCCGCUCAGCUGCUGUCAAAGGCUGCCCGCGCGCGGCAGGGAGACAUCUCGGAGACCCGGAGAGGACGCCCGCGGACGGGCUUGGGGCCGAGUCCCCCGUGCCCUCAGCCCGGUGGCUGCGACCCCCAGCACAGGCUGACGGCCGCCACCCCCAAACCGCCUUCUCUGCAGGCCAUGGAUGGUGUCCGGGACCCCAAGCCCUCGGCCAGCGUCAUCCGCGCCCAGCGGCCGCCUUUACCUACUGUGUGGCUGCCGCCGCGCGCUUCCACUCACCAAGAGAAUCCCCAGUCGUCGUCGCUGUCGCUGCCGCUGCCGCCGCCGCCGCAAACUCCCAACCCCCGCCCCCUCAGCUGACUUAGGGAAGGAUCAUUCUCCUGGCAUCAUAAGAACAUGCACAGUUGAGUCAAACAGCCUGGGAGAUGGCAGAGGCAAACCCUGCGGCACUGUCUGAUGUCACCAGAGGAAGAUAUGGGAGCAGAUGGUGAAGGCAAUAGCUCCAUGUACCACAAGAACCUCAGAACCCAGCCCCCCCACAGAAGAACGGAUAAGCUGCUGAAAGAGGCAAUGCACCAAACACUCUGGCACUAUAGCUACUCCCGUCCAAGCCAAAUCGUCAUUGGAAAUGGCUUCUUGUCUGCCUGAGGCUGCUUUUGUAUUUGGUGAUGGAGCUAGGCGAUCUCUGUGUUGCCAGGAAGGCGAGUGGCCCUCUCUGCCCCUGGCUCUUUGGCAGGUGGCCACACUCGGAUCACAUGGGGGAAUCUGGCAAAUCAAGUCCAAUUCCCUUGCAGUGGAGCUGCAGCAAGAUUUCCAGUUAGUGAUUUCAUGGUGGCUCCUAUGAGUCAGAGCGCCCUGAUUCUCCUGCAGAGGGGGAGGGCCUAAGUUUGUCCCCAAGAGGGUCAUCAUUACUCUUGGUUUGAGAAUUCUGCAGUCUUUGGAGGCCAGAGAACGAAGCUCACCACAAGAACGAGAAUCCUGAGCCUAGCCACUGCCGCCAGCCACCUGGUGGCAAACUUUCACCCAGCUGGUAGUGUGGAUUUUCGCCCUUCCUUUGUGCUGACAUCUGUCUCUCUCCUUUUUAAAGUUGCUGUUAUUUCUUGUUUAAAAUUUUG
This is a messenger RNA of Ailuropoda melanoleuca (giant panda), 1274 nucleotides long. RefSeq names its product atherin-like. The record is from RefSeq and is a predicted model, not a curated record. Bases 1 to 519 code for a protein of 172 amino acids. Lineage: Eukaryota; Metazoa; Chordata; Mammalia; Carnivora; Ursidae. The transcript is spliced from 3 exons.